UUUACAGAAGUAACUUUUAAAAGACAAAGGCAUACCCCUUCUACGGGAAUAGAUAAUCCCUGGAGGCUCCAGAAAUUGAAAAGAUGUCCCGUAAUUAUUUUUUCCCCCAUUUCAAAAAUUUCCAGUUUUCCCUCUCGUCUUCUCCCAAUUUGCUGCCUUCAUGCUCUGUUCUCUUAGAGUAACACGGUCCACACAGUCACUGUAACUGAGAACGUCACUGUCAGGCGGCACACGAUUGAUUUUUGUCCUUCCUCUAUCACCAAGUCCUGUUCACCUGCCCCUUAGUCUCUCAAACCUGUGUCUCCCUCAUCCCGUCCCUUCCAGUGCUACCAGUUAUCCUUCAGGAUACCCGCCCCUCAGCGCCGCUGUCUCAUCCUUGGAAACGCUCUCUGUCGCUGGCGCGCAGUGCCAGCCAGCAUGGCAGCCUGGCAGCCUGGCACGCGGCGUCCUCUGCAGUCCUUGCCGAGCCUGCGGCCCGGCCGCGUGUCCUGCGCCCUCGGAGCUCCCGGUGCUCCAGCUUCCCUCAGCCCACUGUAGUCACCGAGGACUCCGCACCUGACACUCGCUCUUCUGUGCCUGGAGCAGGGUUGACGACCCCUCACUGGCCUUUCAAAGGCCAGCUCUCGCUCUGUGCCUGCGGGUCCCGUCCCCUGGCCUCGGGCCGAGGGAGGCAGCCCCUGGUUCCUCUGCGCACGGGCCUGCGCUUCUCUUGCUCGCUAGUCUUCUGGGUGGGAGAGUUCUUGAGGCUGGGACCUCCGGUGACUUGUCUGUUGAUCCCCUUUUGAGUUUAGCGCAAGGCCUAAUAAGGCCCUAAUUCAGCAUAAUUACUUGCUGAAUUGAAAAUAACCAAGGUGUUUAAAAGCUCAGGUAACCAAGUUGAUGGUGAUACUGUCCUAUUAACUGAGACACGGAGACAGAUUUGGGGUGGGAGCACGCUGAGUUUGAGGUAUUUCUGUUACAUUUAGGAAAUGAUUCAGGAGAUACUUGAAAAUAGGUGGGCACAGGAAGAACAGGUCUGAGUGUCACCGGUAUACAUGUGAUGCUACAGGUCACGCUAGUUGCUGAGUUCACACGUAGACUGAGAAGAAAAGACGCAGGAGAAGGUGGCUGCACCCGCGGCUGGCGGGCAGGGAACAAGAAAGUAAACGGAGCCGAUGGCAGUUAAUUUGCCUCCUUUUUCGUAGGAUGUAAUGGCCCGGAAAAGAAAAAAUUAGGGGAAGAGAUUUUUUUUUUUAAAGAUCAUGUGUAUGUGUGUAUUUCUUUUUUUCUUUUUUUAAAAAUACAUGUUUUUAAGACCAAACAAGAUAUUACUAUGCUUUACUAUUGAUUCCUGGCCUUUACCAUCCUAAAGUGGUUUUUACUAUCUGUGUAAUAGAAACUUUUUAAUGUAAAACUGGCUGCAAUAUCAAAUUAUUGCAACUUAUGUUCAUUAAAAUGAAGCAAUUCAUUAUUUCCUUCAAGGGCAAGAACAUAAUAUAUUUCUUUGCCUCUGGGGAGGGGGGAGCGACGUUUCCUGAGAGAAGGAAGGGUGCAGUGCUUUCUUUGCUCGUGGGUCUCCUCUUGUUCACUUUUGAUCUAGAUACUGGUGGUUAUGUUCCAGUCCUCCUGCAUAUGCCCACGAGGAUUGGCAGUGGAUGGACACCAGCAGCAGCACCAUUUUUUCCUGUAGAGAUUAGAAGCCAGGAGCUUAUUGCCCAGCUUGUCAAGGCUCAGGACAGAGAGGAAGAAGCAAGUAUAAAGGUUUUGGUUAUGGAAAGAAGUUGGAAUCUUCCUGACCCGGGGACCUUAAGAGCCACAAAAUUGCUGAAAGAAAAAGUACCACUUAUUGAAAGGAUGAAGAAACACGAAAAGAUUAUGACUACAUGUUGGACCACCCAGAGGAGUACUAUAGCCAUUACUACCACUACUACAGCAGGCGCCUGGCCCCCAAAGUGGAUGCCAGAGUGGUGAUUCUGGUCACGGUGUGCGCCAUCUCAGUGUUUCAGUUUUUCAGCUGGUGGAACAGCUAUGACAAGGCUAUCAGCUACCUGGCCACAGUGCCCAAGUACCGCAUCCAAGCCAUGGAGAUUGCUAAGCAGCAGGGGUUGCUCAGAAAAGCCAAAGAAAGGGGCAGAAACAAAAAAUCCAAAGAGGAAAUCCGUGAUGAGGAGGAGAACAUUAUAAAGAACAUCAUAAAAAGUAAGAUUGAUAUAAAGGGAGGCUAUCAGAAGCCCCAGAUACGUGACCUGCUCCUGUUUCAAAUUCUCUUAGCUCCUUUUCACCUGUGCUCAUACGUAGUCUGGUAUUGCCGGUGGGUCUAUAAUUUUAACAUCAAAGGCAAAGAAUAUGGGGAAGAAGAAAGACUGUAUCUCAUACGCAAGUCUAUGAAGAUGUCAAAGUCCCAGUUUGAUAGUCUAGAAGACCAUCAGAAAGAAACUUUCCUUAAACGGGAGCUCUGGAUAAAGGAGAAUUACCAGGUCUACAAACAGGAGCAAGAAGAAGAGCUAAAGAAAAAACUGGCAAAUGACCCCAGAUGGAAGAGGUACCGAAGGUGGAUGAAGAGCGAGGGGCCCGGCCGGCUGACGUUCGUGGAGGACUGAGAGGCGGGCGGGGCUGAGGGGCGGGGCGGGGCCUUCCUCGGGGGUCUGCACCACCCAGUUGUUUUAGAAAUGCAUCAGCUGCUCCUGUGCAGUCACUAAAUCCCUCAAGCAUUUGGUUAAAUAGAAUAAGGAAGAAAUUUAAACUUCACCUUAAAACUUUAUACAUAAGACAUUGAUGAUUGUUCAAUUUUUAUAAUCUGUUUGUGGAUUUUGUUAAGAGAUUUGACAUGAAGAUUUAUUAGUUGCCAUUUAAAACUUUUAUAUGUUUAGUUAAAAGAUUCGACAUGAAAAUUUAUUAGAUACCAUUGGAAAUUUUUGCGUGUUAAGUGCUUAUUGAACCGCCUCUGCUUCAGCGCUACAUCUUUCUGCUUUUGUGGCCUCUGGUAUUUUCACAAAACAUGAAAAGUUACAACAGCGUU
Miniopterus natalensis is the source of this 2998-nucleotide messenger RNA. The record is from RefSeq and is a predicted model, not a curated record. Lineage: Eukaryota; Metazoa; Chordata; Mammalia; Chiroptera; Miniopteridae.